Molecule: messenger RNA, 2080 nt
Organism: Dichomitus squalens LYAD-421 SS1
Lineage: Eukaryota; Fungi; Basidiomycota; Agaricomycetes; Polyporales; Polyporaceae
Exons: 2
Coding region: 543-1553 (336 amino acids)
Source: RefSeq, a predicted model, not a curated record
CUGGUCACCAUCUAUCCAAAGAGGUCGAUCAACUGUACCUCCGCAAAAGACGCCUUCGAGAGGUAUAUAUGCGCAGUCGACUAGGCUCAGCCGCGACGCCUCAGGCAGUACAUUCUCGUCAUCGUCAUCCCGCCGUCUGAUAUCUGAAACUCCAUUACCUCUGUCCUAAUUCUAGCACUGGUCGUACGCUCUCUGACCGACGAUCCCAUCAUCAAAGGGGAGCCCGGAGUCACGGAAAUUCAAAUCAAAGACUUCUUAAUCUACCCGCUCCUGUGCACUUCUUCCAAAGCUCCCCUCUACGUCGCCCGCAGCACACUGCCCGCACAUCGGCGCAUACCACUUCCCUACCUGGAGCAUCCCAUUCACCGACUAACGCAGACACCUUGGUACGCCUACUGACACGACACUCGAACCUUUGUGGGUCCGAAUCGGACAUCCCGCUUUCGUAACGACAUCUAGAGUCUUCCCGACAUUGCUAUAAGACAGCCUUCGGCCCACGCUCUCUCAUCACCUUGCCAGCACCUUCGCAACUCUUAGCGACCAUGGCUCAACAAUACCCCUACCCUCAGUUCUUCUACCCGACACCGUACAUGACGCCUUUCUACAACCAACCAUACGUUUCGCCCUUCAUCCCUCCGGUCACGAACUUGCCUCCCGUCUCGGUCGUUCCUCCUCCGCCUACGCCCGAGCGUCGAGUACGCUUCGACGAGUUUCCGCCGCGUGAGCGACGUCCUUCUUGGCACGCGAGCCUGGCACCUCCCCCGAACCCGCUGCCGUUCCCUUCUCCACCCAUCAUUGUCACCCCCCUUCCUCCUGUCAUGCCUCUCCCCAACCAUCCUGCAUCGGCCCCUAUGUUCACUCAUCAGCGGCGUUAUUCCGAUACAUGUCUUGCCCAGCCUGCGUGGGUGACCUUCCCCACUGUGCUUCAACCUUUCGCGUCACCCGUCUUCCAGCCGAGCUCCCCACAGAUAGCCCAGAUUCACCCUCUGCUCAACGGUGAGAGCGCUGGAGGCCCUAAGAUCCUCUUCGACCUCUCCUGCCACACCUUCAACCCCCAGCGCAUCACCGCCUACGGUCAGAAAUCUGGGACCCCGCUCACGCUCGACGAACUGCUCGAGCCUGCGACGCACCCUGCGACGUACCGGAUGACGAUCAAGUGCGACCUCAUCCCAGAAUGGCCCAUCAACCUUGAGCAGCACACGACUCCGCGCGAACGCUCGCGCGAGCGCUCCCCGUUCCUCUCUGUCUCUAUGCACGAGACGGAGAACGCGCCGAUCACGGUGUACGAUGUGCUCAUGGCGCUCUACAAGACGGUCCAGAGCAGGAUCAGGCAGAGCGACUGGGUACGUCUGUCGACGAGGCGGAUGAACGAGGUCUCGGCGGCGUACUCGCGCCGGUGCAGGAACUUCCCGAGCGUGCAGGCGUUUGAGGAGGCGCAAGGCGUGCGGAGGGUGGAUUACCUUGGGGAAAAGUACAUGUUCCGCGGUAUCAUGCGCGAGAACGGCCCUGAUGGGUUCACGAAGAUGAAGCUUCUCGUCGAGAGCCCGCGGUAGUCGCCGCUAACCGUCGUCGCCGCCGCCUUCUUGGCCUCGCUUUGCGUGCUGUGGUCGACUUCCUGGGAUAUUCGGAACUGGAGGCUUGGGUCUCAAUACUGGGGAACUGGAAGAUGGGAGCCGUUUCGGGAUUACUAGGCUGGGACUCUCACCUGCGCACUCCAUUGCACGCAUCCUUGUGGUAUCGUGGAUACGUGUUACGCGUUGCUUGCUGCGCGAAGACUCCGGAUGGAGUGAAUGCGUGGGUGUCAGAGCCGUCACGCGGUCUGGGGUUUGUUGACUCAGGGGGCUGGUUUCAGAUAGCGGUACUUGACACUUGCAUCUGUACCUUGUGGCUACCUACACGUCGCCUCACUUGGACGCUUGGCUCUGUGGAAUCCAGUCUAGUGCCAGAUCUAGGUAGAUGUUUUCUAACUGUGGUCGUUACUUGUCUUGCUCGCCAUCCGGUUGUUUAUAAGCUGUGUAGCGUAACUUAUGGGCUAAUCAUGAUGGAGAAUGGACUCGGCUGUUUGGGCCAGUGAGAACGC